AUGGACUGGCCACUAUUGUUCCUGUACAUAAUAGGCGGUGCACUGGUAGCAUUCUGGUUGCUAUGGAGAUACAAGAACAGGAGGAUGAUACAGAUGGCGAACAAGCUGCCAGGCCCGCCCACGCUGCCACUAUUAGGAAAUGCGCUCGUGUUCAUGAACCGGCCAGAAGAGAUACUGAACAAAAUAGGAGAACUCGUGGAGACGUACGGUGAUGUUUUUAGGUUCUGGCUGGGACCUGAACUUAAUAUUGUUGUUAAAAACCCAACAGAUAUCCGUGUUUUAUUGUCAAGUACCAAAUUGAAUCAGAAAGGGCCAGUAUAUGAUUUCAUUUUGCCAUUCCUCGGUGGUGGCAUUAUAACUGGAGGACCGACCUGGCGCUUGCACAGGAAGAUAACGAUUCCAUCGUACAGCAAGAAGACCGUGGAGUACUUCUUUCCCGUCUUCAACAAGGAGUGUGAGGAGCUGGCCAAAGUCAUCUGCCAGAAGGGUCCGACGACCUUCGAUUGCUACGAAGAUGUCCUCAGAAGCACCACGCAGAGCGUUAACCAAACGGUGAUGGGGCUAUCUAAAGAAGAUUCAGUAAACUUAACCAGAUUGGAAGAAUUUAUAUUUAAAACUCACGACAUGUAUAAUCUUAUGUUUGACAAAAUGACGAAAUGGUGGUUGCAUGUGCCGCCUAUUUACUGGUUGCUUGGCAAGAAGAAGCAACAGGAUUACUACUUGAAGAUGAUAGAUGACUUGACGGAAGAUAUCGUGACACGGAGGAGGAAAGCCUUGGAAGUGUCCCAGCCGAGCGAGGAGUGCAUGGGUGUUGUGGACCGAUUAAUCCUCUCUGGAGAGCUCACUCACAAGGAGAUCAAGGAGGAGACCAUCACAUUAUUUACUAGUAGUCAAGAGGUAGCCGCUAAAAUAGCAGCGGGAGUUCUCAUGUUCCUAGCUCACUUGCCGGAUUGGCAGGAUAAAGUAUACAAGGAGAUAAUAGAAGUAGUCGGAGCUGACGGUCCAGUCACAGAUGAGCAGCUGAAGCAGCUGGAGCAGCUGGACAUGGUGUACAAGGAGACAUUGCGGUACUUCCCAAUAGCAGGGAUGAUACAGAGGACUGUGACGGAAGAUAUUACUAUUAGAGAUGGAAGCAUCAGCGUCCCAGCUGGCACAUCGCUGGUGAUACCGUUCCACAACCUCCACCGCGACCCUCGCUACUGGGAGGACCCCAAUAAAGUGAUGCCGGAGAGGUUCCUCCCAGAGAACGUGAAGAAACGAGACCCUAACGCCUUUCUACCUUUUGGUUUGGGACCUAUGGACUGUUUAGGUCGAGUUUAUGGAACGGCCCUCAUAAAAACGAUAGUGGUGUGGGUGUUGCGGUACGCUAAGUUGGAACCCGCCAUCUCCCUCGACAAUAUAAGGCUGAAUAUCGCUAUCUCUGUCACCAGCUACGAUGGUUAUAACAUUAAAGCCAGUCCUAGAAACGGGAGAAUAAAUGGACUAUCAUAAAAGGUCGUCAAUGUAAUUUGUGUGAAUGUUAGAAUGUCACUGACAUAUAGUUCUUAAAAUCUGCAUAGUGAAGUGAUAAUGGACAAGCUACGUCUCUCGAAGUACUGACGGGUGAGGGGCAAGGAAAUUGUUCGAGCGGCAUCUGUGGACUGGAAGGCGCAACGUUGAUAGACCCGCUAAGUGGAUUAACGACAUUAUCAGUGUUAAUAUUGAAUCCAAGUGGUGGUUCGUAGUAAGGAUCGUAUGGUUUUAAGCUGCCUGAUAAUUUAUUUAUGUAUUUAAUUUAAUAUGCUUCGUGCACUCGAUGUACAAUAGGUGGACUUAAUGCCGCAGGAUUUUUCUCCUAGUCUGACCUGAUAAUUCGAGUAUUUAUGUGACCAUUUCAAAAUUCUUUAGUAGCUGUGAUUGUAAACUGAGACAAGCUUGCCUGCCAAUACAGCAGGGCCUCAUGUCUGCUAUAAUUAUAAUUGUUGUCAUUCCAACACAAUCGUAUUGUCAUUUUGCUAUAAGUUCCUAAUAUGCUAAAUGCAUAAAAUUGGAUGAUUGACAGGUCAAUGGUCUCGUAAUGGAAAUGUAGUAGAAUGACAUUGCCAAUUUGCCAUAAUGCCAUUAUUAUAAAACUUUGUAGUAGAAAUAGUUUUCGAAAAACUACUAGGUACUAAAUUUGAGCAUUUGUUCAUGCCAGAUGUUAUUUAUGUUUUAUUUUACAAAAUAUCUAUCAGUAUAUUAUUAUGUUUUCGGCUUACUCACGUU
This is a messenger RNA of Spodoptera litura, 2244 nucleotides long. The record is from RefSeq and is a predicted model, not a curated record. NCBI's taxonomy places the organism in Eukaryota, Metazoa, Arthropoda, Insecta, Lepidoptera, Noctuidae.